AUGAGCCGUUCCAUCGGGUCAUCAGUAACAGCACCGCCGUCGCCUAGAAUCCGCGCCAAUGGGCAAGACCGCCAAAAUGAAGCAGCACAAGUGAACAGCGGCAAUCUGCCGCCGCCUGGUGCGCCGUACUGGGCAAGCGCUCUGAGGUCUAUGAAGGACUCGGACCCCGCGUCGAAAACCGAGAAGGACUCUGUUCCCAACUCGGACGCGACCUACCCGCGUAGUAUAUCGUCUACCGCUCCUUGUUCACCGCGACUUCCCCCUGUGCGGCAGAAUUCUGGCAGCCACACGCCGCGAGUCCGCCCGCAUGCAACGACGCUCAAUAUCCCGGGCAUGACACGUUCGAGGGCGUCUCCAAACGGUCACAUUGCGGACAGAGAUGUCGCGGCAAAAUUGGUCAUCAUUAUGGUUGGCCUGCCAGCCAGGGGGAAGUCGUACAUCACCAAGAAAAUCCAGCGCUACCUGUCCUGGCAACAGCACAGCACUAGGAUAUUUAAUGUGGGAAAUCGUAGACGCAUUGCCGCCGGCCUUACCAAUCCGCCCCCCACAUCACCAACUUCAGACCCCGUCAAGGUUGACGUGCCCGCUGAGGCAGCAGCUAAGCUUCUGAAUGGCACGAAACCCCCCGCCAUCGUCAUCGACGAUGAGCCCACGAAAUUGGACCUCAACGGACCCGCCAGCGACUCAAAGCCUUGCGAGAAGAUUGACCAGUCCGCUUCAUUUUUCGACCCGAAGAACGAAACCGCAUCCAAGCUCAGAGAGCAGGUCGCUCUCGACACGCUCGAUGAACUGCUGGCGUAUCUUCUCACCCAGGGCGGUGCUGUCGGCAUCCUUGAUGCCACAAACAGCACCAUACAUCGGCGAAAACUUCUGGUGGAUCGAAUCAAAGAGAGGGAGCCAAAGCUGGGCAUCCUCUUCAUUGAGAGCAUCUGCCAUGACCAGAACUUGCUCGAGGCAAACAUGCGCUUGAAGCUCUCCGGGCCUGACUACAAGGAUAAGGAUCCGGUCAAGUCCCUGGAGGAUUUCAAGCAGAGGGUCAAAGCUUAUGAGAGCGCCUACGAGCCAUUGGGCCAGUACGAGGAGGAUCAUGACUUGCAGUACAUUCAGGUUUGUCUCAUGAUUGAUGUGGGUCGAAAGAUUAUCCAGCAUCGUCUGCGAGGCUUCUUGAGCGGCGGCAUCGCUUCGUAUCUCACAACGUUCAACCUGUCGCCCAGACAGAUCUGGAUCACGCGCCACGGAAAGAGUGUUGACAACGAGCUGCACAAGCUGGGCGGUGACUCGGUGCUAACAGAGAGCGGCCACUGCUACGGCUUGGCUCUCUACCGGUUCAUUACGCACAAGCGGCAGGAGUGGCUGGUUCAGCAAAAGAACAAGAUUGCACAGUCCUCGUUCCCACCGCAGCCUGGCGAUAACACGCCGCCUUAUCCGGAGCUCAAUCAGGAGCUCGAUGACAAGAACUUUUGUGUCUGGACGUCCAUGCUCCGACGCAGCAUAGAGACUGCCGAGUACUUUGACGCCGAUGACGAUUACGAUGUCAAGGCCUGGGAAAUGCUGAACGAGCUCAAUGCGGGCAUUUUCGAAGGCAUGACAUACGAGGAGAUCGCACAGAAGUACCCUGAGGAGUAUCAGAAGCGGCUGCAAGACAAACUUCAGUACAUCUACCCUGGCGUCGGAGGAGAAGGGUAUCUCCAAGUCAUUAGUCGUCUUCGCGACAUGGUGCGCGAAAUUGAGCGCAUCACGGACCACGUCUUGAUCAUCGGACACCGAUCGGUCUGCCGAGUGUUGCUGGCCUACUUUAUGGACCUGACAAGGGACGAUAUUGCCGAUCUUGACAUGCCGCUCGGCAUGCUCUAUGCUAUCGAGCCGAAGCCGUACGGAAUUGAGUUCCAUGCCUACCGAUACGACGAGGAGGCGCAGUGGUUCGACGAGUUACCCAACUACAAGCCGCGGAAGACGGUUGACAGAAACUCGUGA
Canariomyces notabilis is the source of this 1974-nucleotide messenger RNA. Its product is annotated as bifunctional 6-phosphofructo-2-kinase/fructose-2,6-bisphosphate 2-phosphatase. Gene Ontology annotation, molecular function: ATP binding; 6-phosphofructo-2-kinase activity. The coding region runs from base 1 to 1974 and encodes 657 amino acids. The transcript has 4 exons. The record is from RefSeq and is a predicted model, not a curated record. Gene Ontology annotation, cellular component: cytosol. Lineage: Eukaryota; Fungi; Ascomycota; Sordariomycetes; Sordariales; Chaetomiaceae. Gene Ontology annotation, biological process: fructose metabolic process; fructose 2,6-bisphosphate metabolic process.